AUGUACAUCCUGGGUUGUGUUUCACUCCGUUGGUCAGACAGUCAGCAGGAAGACAGCAUGGAGGUCCCAGCUCUCUGCGUCACACUGUGGACGGACGUGUUGCUCUUGCUGCUUGUGAGAGUCGACCACAGUUGCUUUGCUCAGAAAGCUGAUUUUCCGGCUUUUCCUCGCGUUCUUCCAGACAGACUGCAGUUUUUUGAGUAUGUGUCCGUCAGGGUGAUCUGUCAGGAGUCAGGAUGGCGAGUGAUGAGGAGGCUCAACAACAGAAGUCGGGCAGAUUCUUACACCUGGAACUCGUCAGCACCGUCCCGCACCAUCGAUCCUACCUUUGAAAGUCAGAGUGGAUCGUACUGGUGUGAAGAUGCAGAGGGGAACACGAGCAACGCUGUCAACAUCUCCAUCGUCAAUCCUGCUUCUGUGAUCCUGGAGGUUCCUGCCAGUCCCGUUUCCGAGGGAGACAACGUGAGUCUUUACUGUAGAAAGAAGGAUGGUCGGUCAAAUCACAUCCCUGAUUUCUACAAAGAUGGCUCCACGCUCGGGACUCAGUAUUCAGGCAAGAUGACCAUUCGAAAUGUUUCCAAGUCGGAUGAAGGACUCUACAAGUGCAGCAUCCCUAAAGCCGGGGAGUCGCCCCAGAGCUGGCUGGCUGUUUCAAAAGGACGUAAAGGGGACGGAGACAUGUUUAAUAACUCCGUUCCAGCAGCCGACAAAGAGACCGGUCCUUCUGGUCGCCCCCCUAGUCUGCCCAUCCUGGUCUGGAUUGGUGUCGGUGUUUCAUUGGGGGCUCUGAUCCUGUUGGGGAUGGGACUUCUUCUCAGUAGGAAACACAGAGUGUUUGGCUGUUUGUCGUCUAAUAAACCAGAACCAGGAUCGCACUCCCCCGCUGAUCCCACAGAUUCAGGAGAGAGGAUCGCUAUUCAACAUCACGCAACAUACGCUGUUGUCAAAAAACAAAGAAGAGAGAAAGUGUGUGAUGGCGACCACGCCGGGGAUCUGGAACUUGUGACAUAUGCUGCUGUUAAAAAACAAAGGAAGAAGAAAGAGCCGAGCGGGUCCAGAUCUGGUUCCAAGGGGCGUCUAACGGACGACAGUGCCGUCUAUUCUACAAUCAACUACCGGCCACAUGCACCCGACUGAAGCACCGAGGGGGGGGCGUUCAAAGGUCUACUUCUGUAUUUAAGUCAGGAAGUCACACUGUAAGGUCACACUUUUGAAAUCAAUUACACAGAAGAUUUGGUGUCUUUCGGUUAUCAAUACUGUAAAUUUAAUCAUAAAGUGAUUUUAAUGUCAAAAAGUAUCUUCAAAGUCUCUAAACCCAGCAGUGGAUGCACAGAAACAAACA
Molecule: messenger RNA, 1342 nt
Organism: Etheostoma cragini (Arkansas darter)
Lineage: Eukaryota; Metazoa; Chordata; Actinopteri; Perciformes; Percidae
Exons: 9
Coding region: 1-1137 (378 amino acids)
Biological process (GO): cell surface receptor signaling pathway
Molecular function (GO): transmembrane signaling receptor activity
Source: RefSeq, a predicted model, not a curated record